Molecule: messenger RNA, 1772 nt
Organism: Aegilops tauschii subsp. strangulata
Lineage: Eukaryota; Viridiplantae; Streptophyta; Magnoliopsida; Poales; Poaceae
Source: RefSeq, a predicted model, not a curated record
GCAUCUCUAGUGGAUGGUGUAAAUUUGGACGUGUAUAUCUCCAUAUACACGUCCAUAUACACCUUGCUAAAAUAUACACCUCUCAGUUUUUCAGUGGAACGUGUAAAUUUGGACGUAUAUAUUCCAACGGCUAUAUUUUCAAACGGCUAUAUUUCCAACGGCUAUAUUUUCAAACGGCUAUAUUUUCAACGGUCGUAUUUCUAGUCUAUAUAAACCACCCCUACCAUCUCUCUUCUAGCACUUCUAUCUGUGACUUCUCUUCUCACCUAGAUUUCUCUAUCGUCUCUCACGCAACACAAUGAACGCAUCCACUUUGGACAUGAGUUCUUCGUCAUCUUCAUCUGGCGACGAUGAACUCAUACUUGCAGCAUUCGCCGAGCGCGAGGAGGAAGAGAGGAUGAACGCUCGACGCCAUGGCGGUUCCAAGUAUGGACGUCAAACAAUCAAUCGAGGAAGAGAUGCCGGAUUUGUUCUUCUGUGGGACGACUACUUCAAAGAAGUUCCUCGCUAUCCCGAACAUUUGUUUCGACGAAGAUUUAGGAUGUCCCGUAAUUUGUUCAAACGCAUAGCCGAUGGUAUACUUGAGCAUGAUUAUGAUGGUUAUUUUACUCAAAAAAGAAGUGCUUCUAGAGCUCUUGGGUUACAUCCUCUGCAAAAGAUGACCGCGGCAAUGCGGAUGCUAACAUAUGGAAUAGCAGCUGAUGGUGCUGAUGAGUACAUUCGGUCCGCUGAGGCUACUAAUUUAGAGUCUUGCAAGAAAUUUGUGAUCAAAGUUUGUGAAGUUUUUGGGGAAAGGUACCUGAGAUCUCCAAAUGAAGAAGACAUUGCUAGGUUACUUGCAAUAGGGGAGGAAAGAGGAUUUCCUGGUAUGUUAGGGAGCAUAGAUUGCAUGCACUGGGGUUGGAAAAAUUGUGCCCCAAAAAACGGCAUGGCAUGUUUAAAGACAAUGAAAAAGGAUGUGUUACUACAGUAGUUACAGUUCUAAGGAAAGGGAGUUAAGUUAACGUCGUCAGGUACUGUAACAUAACAUAGGCGCAAAUUACAAAGGCUGACAGAGCGACAGAUCAUAGGAACAACAAAACACAGAGAAUACCAAAUUUACACUGACCUAAAAAGAAGAAAUACAAGUCCUCAGUAAGUGUAAUAGAAGUGUACUAGAGUUGUAAGCAAACUUUAAACCCGACCACUGGACACAGUGAAUCAUGGUCAUUUUAACUGUGAAAAGAGUUCCACAUGAUAGUAAAUGAUGGACAGAUCUCAAAUACUAGUACAAAAAUAAACUUGAAAGAUGGUCAACAACAGCCGCAGAAAUGCUAUUGAAAUUACAAUGAACCGUGAAGCAAAAGUGCAGGAAAAAGAGGAAAUUCAGAACAUGAGAGACAAAACUCAAUUUUAGUGACAGGACAAUUACACAAUAGAACAGUGGAAAUAGAGGGGAAGGCACACAACAUACAUGGACAGAAGAUUGUAAGAAAGAACAGCAUUACAGGGCAGAAAGUUACGCCUGACUAACUAUACGCCGAAAAUACAACCGCUGGAAACUGCCAGAAAAUCGUAACUAAUGAACUAUUGGCUGCGCAUCUGAACUUUGCUGAUAAACCAACCGAGCGCACGGCGAAGACAAGCACAUGCAACUCUACACUAAAUCUAGACGAACAACUAAGAUUACCCCCCAAAAAAACGAACCGCAAAUGCCUGGCACUAGAAAAUUAGUACAUGAACGCCCCUGCUGCUCGAGAAGGUCGUCAGUCCAGUGGCUAAACUAGGGCGCG